This is a messenger RNA of Pocillopora damicornis (cauliflower coral), 3239 nucleotides long. RefSeq names its product tudor domain-containing protein 1. Gene Ontology annotation, molecular function: zinc ion binding. Lineage: Eukaryota; Metazoa; Cnidaria; Anthozoa; Scleractinia; Pocilloporidae. The record is from RefSeq and is a predicted model, not a curated record.
GUGAUUGGAAGAAAGGGAAAUAAGCUGGUGGUUGACUUGCGUCGUCCUGAAGAUGAUGAACCAACUCAAGAUGAUGACAGACCUGUGUCUGUCCGUGAUGCCCUUGUUUUCUUGGAAGUGGCUCGUUUCUCUUCUCCUGCCUCAAAACCUGAAGGGCUUUUCUUCCCUAAGAAGACUUACAAAGAAGCUGUUCAUAUCGGUGAAGGAGCAUUUGUUGAUGUGCUUGUAACACAUGUUGCUGCCCCUGAUGAAAUUUAUGUGCAAAAGCUGCGCAGUGAAGAGACAACGGAGCUACAGCAUAUUAUGGAGGAGAUGAGCAAGAUGUUUGGAGGGAGGAGGCGUGGAACCGAAUGGAGUGUUCCGUGGCCUUACAAGGGUCUUGUUUGUGCGGCGAGAUUCACAGAAGACAAGGUUUGGUACAGAGCUCUCGUUACGGCCGUAAACAGCGAUGAAACCGUAGACGUGACGUAUGUAGACUUUGGAAACUCUGAAAAAUUGACAUUUUCCGAGAUCAGGAAACUUCCCGACAUGUUUCUGAGACUUCCAAAGCAGGCAUUACCUGUUUGUCUCGUGGAUAUCAAACCAAAUGAAGAAGAAUGGCAGGGACAGGAUCAACAGAAUGUUUCGAGCCUGUUGCUGAAUAGGUCGUUGGUGUUUGAAGUGAAAGGAGUUGUUGAUAACAAGAUGUCGGUUUUGCUGUAUGACACCACGGGCGCUCAGGACGUUUGUAUUAAUCAGUUUCUUGUGCAGCAUGGUUAUUGUCAGACGGCUGGACUCGGCAUUGUAAAGACCCGGGAUGAACUAGCCACUGAAAGUGAGAACGCAAGAGAUAACAAGGAAAAUGAGAUCCAGUCUGAACAGAAUGUAGAAGAAACAGAAACUGGGCAGGAAACUGCAAACGAACCUGACAUUCAAACGGAGAAGGAGAGCCAGGCUAGUUCAUUCAAGGAAGAGGAGAGGGCUGUGUCUGAAGAUAGAACGGAGCCUCAAGCCAGUGAAACAUCUAGCGCCUCCUGUGAUUACAAGGAGUUGAAGUACAAGGCAGCAACAAUACCGGAAGGAAAGAAAUUCCAAGCCGGAGUCACGUUUGUGGAUUCACAAGGAUAUGUGUAUGCUCAAGAAGUAAAGGAAGGUGACCGUACUUUGAUAAACAUCAUGGGAACCUUGCUAGAGAGAUACGGCAAAAGCGAGGAUCAAUCAGGAGCACCUUCCGAUGUAACGUCAUUGUUCCCAGGCCUCCCAUGCGUUGCUCAGUUCGCAGAGGAUGGUAUGUGGUACCGUGCAUCAGUGAUAAAAAUAUUAGAGAAGGAUAAAGUAGAGUGCUUCUGUAUGUAUUCAAGAAUGAUAAUGAACUUGAUUGUAUUUCCUCAGGUGAGCUAUGUCGACUUUGGAAAUUCGGAAGUUGUUUCCCUGUCUGCGAUAAGGCAAGAGAUGCCAUUCAUGGAGGUUCCUAACCAAUGUCUUCAGCUGGUUUUGCGCGGAAUUGAACCUAAAACUAGUGACGGGCAUUGGCCACCAGAAGCCAUCCUGGCAUUGUCUCAGGCUGUCGUGGGGCAGGACUGUAUGGCUACAAUCAGGGGUGACAAACUGCCUGGCUACCCUCUGGUGGUAAACCUAUCUCUUCCCGAUGGUUCUGAUGUGGCGCAGAGCCUGCUGAGCAGGGGUCUGGUUCAGAGAUCUCCCACGCCAGGCGAUGAAGAACAGUCGUCCCAGUUCCACCCGAGAAAGCCAGGGCCUCGGAAAGCCAAGCCUUUCAUAUCAAAGCGAUCAGUUACUGAAACCAGAGCGCAUGCUCAAAUGAUCAGUUCCCGCGAGGCUGAAUGUGUGUUGGUGCAGUCGGAACUCCCUGGGGAUGGAAUACGGUUUGACGUCACUAUCACACAUAUAGAGAGACCUGACUGUCUGUUUAUCCAGCGAGUUCCACCCACUGAGAUAGACAAGGGCUACGCUGACGAUCUUGACCCUACCCUGGACGUUGCAACCGAAGAGCUUCGUAUGCUGGAGGAGAUUAUGGCUAAGAUAAACAGUCCAGAUUAUUUUAAGAAGUACACUCCAUUGGCGACCGCCAAAGAAGGAAUGUUGUGCUGUGCACGCUACACUGAAGAUGACAUGUGGUACAGAGCUCAGAUUCAAUCAGUUGAACAUCAGAGACCUCUAGAGGUCAAAGCGCUAUACGUGGAUUAUGGUACAACUGAAGUACUUAAGGCGGACAGGUUGCGAGGCUUUCCAUCAGAGUUACUAGAUUUACCAGUCCAAGCCACACGAUGUUUUCUUGCCGAUAUCAGGCCACCAGACACAACAGAUGGACCAAUGAUGGAUGAUACCUGCUGGCCAGUGAGCUCUAUGGAGACCCUCAUUCAGUUGGUGGCCGGCAAGAAACUUGUCGCGAAAGUUCUAUUCAAUGGGCCACCGGCCAGUGUGAUGUUAUACGAACAUACAGAGAGACAUGACGGAUGCGUCGAAGAAGUUUCGAUAGGGUUUCUCUUGGCGCAAAGAGGUUUAGCGAAGUGUGUGGAUUAUGAGGUACCCGUAUAUGCAGAAUCAGACACUCAUACCGACGAAAGCUAUGAAUCAGAGGAGAGAACUUUGGAGUUUCAAGAAUCCGAGUUAAAAUUCACAUCGAACGAUAGAUUAGAGAUUAGUACUGAGACGAAAGCAGACUCUUCGUCGGCUAAAUUGUUGGAAAAAAUUCCCACUCCUGCACGUAACCUUCCUCCCGCAAAACAACUGUUAAAACCAGCAGAGCUAACAUCGAAGGUUACGGAUACAGUUUCUAGAAACUGUGAGUCGGAAGUUAAGAAAACAGAACCCAGUCUAGAUGGGGUCGAAAGUUCUCAGCAAACAACAGAAGGAGUUCAAUCACGUGAUGAAAAAGAGACAGCAUCACCGCCUUUGACGUCAGCCCCGGUGGCGAAAGUGACGUCAACAAAUAAAAACACGAAUUCGGCUGAAGUGAAUAAAGAUUCCUUGGAAUCUGCUGUAUGAUGAGUAAAAAGAGAAAAAGAGGAAGAAAUUAUUGUGAAUUGCUUUAAAGUAUGAAGAUUAUGGGAAAGGACUCUUUUUGACAAAGAAAUGUUUAAUUUAGUUUUUGUUUUGCAGUUUUGCAUCGCAGGUUUUAUUAUAAAGCUUACCAUUGGGCGGAAAAUGUUUUCUUCUGAGGAUAAAAUAUUACGUUUGUUUGUACAGUUGCUUUGUAUAGUAAUCCUGUCUAUAGGCAUAUUAAAACUUACUUAUAUCAA